AUGGUUCCCAGCGAGAGCGACGAGGAGCGUCUUUUGCGGAGGAGUCACAAAGGACUCGGAGAUAGAUUUCACUCGGCACCCACUUAUCUCCCGAAUACCCCGAACCCCUCUCACACGAUCUUCAAUCUCCUCCAGAACCCUCUCACACAAACCUCAUCUCACGCCCUCUCCAUCCAAAUCCUCUCCGGCGAACCCCUCCGCGAACCUCUCCUCCGAACUCCUCUUCACCGAACAAACCUCAUCUCACGCCCUCUUCCUCGACGAGCCCACCACCGGGCUCGACAACACCGCCGCCUUCUUCAUGGUGGAGACGCUGAAGCACAUCGUGGUGGACAAAUGCACCAGCAUGCAACAAAAUGCAAGGCCUGUGACAAGACUGUCUACCUCGUGGAUCAGCUCACCGCCGACGAAAUCGUCUUCCAUAAGUCCUGCUUAAGUGCAAUCAUUGCAAAGGAACCCUCACGCUAAGUACAUAUUCAUCCAUGGAAGGUGUUUUGUAUUGCAAGCCUCA
Messenger RNA from Zingiber officinale, 511 nucleotides. RefSeq lists its product as uncharacterized. Gene Ontology annotation, cellular component: plasma membrane; actin cytoskeleton. Gene Ontology annotation, biological process: actin filament bundle assembly. Bases 1 to 468 code for a protein of 155 amino acids. The record is from RefSeq and is a predicted model, not a curated record. Gene Ontology annotation, molecular function: actin filament binding. The transcript is spliced from 3 exons. NCBI's taxonomy places the organism in Eukaryota, Viridiplantae, Streptophyta, Magnoliopsida, Zingiberales, Zingiberaceae.